Messenger RNA from Prunus armeniaca (apricot), 288 nucleotides. The record is from the annotation of a GenBank genome assembly. Lineage: Eukaryota; Viridiplantae; Streptophyta; Magnoliopsida; Rosales; Rosaceae.
AUGACGUCAAGAAAACUAGUUGAGCUCAACUCGGUCCUUCAUGUCGUUAUAGAGGUGAACCCAUGUGCCCUUUACCAAGCUAAUAAGGCAGGCUAUCAGGGAAAAGCGAAGGCGCCCAGUUAUUAUUAUGGGUUACAUGGAAUUCCUAUCUUGCUCAAGGACAACAUUGGAACAAAAGAUAAGCUUAACACCAUUGAUUUGCUUGGCUUAGUCGUGCCUCAGGAUGCCAACAUAGUGUGUAAGUUGAGGGAAGUCAGAGCCAUCAUAUUGUGGAAGGCUAGCUUGUAA